AUGUCUGAAAAGGUCAUUUUGAUCGUUGAAGAGGCCUUGGGAAUUCAGGUGUCUGCCGAGGCCCAAGUGUUUUGUUCCUCGAUAGAGGUCUUUAGGUCGGCAGUUGAUAUUGAUGUGACGCUCUUGUCCAGUCGUUUUACAAAAACAGAACGUUUCGCCAGCAAGAAAGGAUAUAUGUUGAACCGUCUCUCCGAGUGCCUUCAGAGGAUGAUGUGGAGCUGCCACCACUGGCUUGUGGACUCCCACUACGCUGCUGACUUCCAGCAGUCUCGCAGACUGACGAAAGAGGUAAAGAUCCUGCCAGGGGACCACUUAACUGUAGAAUGUGACUAUGACAGCAGUGGGCAAGACAGUGGGACCUUCACAGGGUGGAAAGCCAGAGACGAGAUGUGUCAAGCCUUCAUCUAUUACUACCCUCGUGUCAACAUGUCUCUAUGUCGCUCCUCCCCCCACCCAGGCCUCCUCCAGGACACCUUUGGCAUUGGCAACUUCUCAAAGGACCUGAAACUGGACACUUUCGAGUUUAUACCCUAAAUGGUUGGUGUUGGGCACAAGUACCAG
This is a messenger RNA of Cherax quadricarinatus, 561 nucleotides long. NCBI's taxonomy places the organism in Eukaryota, Metazoa, Arthropoda, Malacostraca, Decapoda, Parastacidae. The record is from RefSeq and is a predicted model, not a curated record.